Messenger RNA from Halichondria panicea, 1262 nucleotides. RefSeq names its product small ribosomal subunit protein uS5m-like. The record is from RefSeq and is a predicted model, not a curated record. Lineage: Eukaryota; Metazoa; Porifera; Demospongiae; Suberitida; Halichondriidae. The transcript has a single exon. The coding region runs from base 84 to 1160 and encodes 358 amino acids. Gene Ontology annotation, molecular function: structural constituent of ribosome; RNA binding. Gene Ontology annotation, biological process: translation. Gene Ontology annotation, cellular component: ribosome.
AGGGGCUGGUAGCACCCACACAAGGGAAAUCCCCCUGAACAAAUCCUCGUGGAAGAUAAUUAUUGUCUCUAGUUUCUAGCUAUAUGGUAAUGGCCUUGAACCUCCGCUCCAUCUUUCUAACCGUCUCGUACCCUUUGCGGAGAGUUGGACUUCGUUUCUACGCCAAGAAUCCACUGGAGAACAGAUCACUGGACACUCUACUCGGCUCCGUGGGGGGUGGCAGGGGAGGUCGAGGUGGGCGGGGCCGUAAGAAAGGUGGCAAGAAAGCGAUCAGACUCCAGCAACAAGUAGAACUCGGGAGUGGUAGGAACAACGUACGCUGGGCUGGUCUUAGUCACCCACUCGCCUCUGGUCGCCAUCGUUACGGACCACAAUGGUUAGACACGCACGACUUUGGUAGCACGCAAGUACCUGAAGGACAGGACGCAUCUGAAGAGAGUAUUCUAGAUGCUCGACAAUUAGAAGGUCCCUCAGGUCAAAGGUUACCGUUGUCAAUGCUUAAUUGGAGCAGGACAGGAUGGAGUGGGCGUUCGUGGGGUGGGCGAUAUGUUGGUUGCCCUGAGUUACCUGAUGGAACACCCCUCACGGACUUCUCAUCCACUGUGAUUGAGUUGAAGCGUGUAGCUAACCAAACAAAGGCCGGGAAAAAACGAACCAUUAGUUGUCUUGUUGUCGUUGGUAACGGAAACGGAGUUGCUGGUUAUGCUGUUGGAAGAGGGGAGGAAAUCAGAGCGGCCAUUCGUAAAGCCAAGAACAAAGCUGUUAAUGCUCUACAGUACAUCCCUCGCUAUGGCGACCACACUGUGUACCAUAAUGUACGCGUCAAGUAUUGCCGUACUAAUAUUCUAAUGGAGAGGCAAGUGGCUGGUUCUGGGUUGAGAUGUCAGAGAGCUAUACACGCUAUCUGUGCUCUGGUAGGAAUCAAAGACUUGAGAGCAAAGAUAAUAGGAUCCACUAAUCUUCUGAAUGUUGUCCAUGCUGCAAUGAAGGGGCUGACAAGUCAAGAGACGCAUCAAUCAUUGGCUGAUGAGGAGGAGAGGUUUCUGGUGGAGUUCCAUCAAGAGUGCGGUGGGAGACCACUUGUGUCUAGCAUACCCAAGACCCUCCACACGCACGACAAUGUCAACUCUUUGAAGAACAUGCAAUUAUUACGUGUCUAGUGUGUACUUGGCUAUUGUAUGAUUAUUGAUUCAUUCUUCCAUUGUGCACGUGCUACUAUUGUCAUGAAUCGUUUAAAAAUAAUUAUUGCGAUGUCAACUUUC